Theobroma umbraticum is the source of this 4072-nucleotide messenger RNA. RefSeq names its product calcium-transporting ATPase 10, plasma membrane-type-like. Gene Ontology annotation, biological process: calcium ion transmembrane transport. Gene Ontology annotation, cellular component: intracellular membrane-bounded organelle; plasma membrane. The record is from RefSeq and is a predicted model, not a curated record. Gene Ontology annotation, molecular function: ATP hydrolysis activity; P-type calcium transporter activity; ATP binding. NCBI's taxonomy places the organism in Eukaryota, Viridiplantae, Streptophyta, Magnoliopsida, Malvales, Malvaceae.
UUAGCUAUUGGAUGAUGGCGGACCACUACGAGUGCUUAGGGAAGAAGCAAUUCCUCCUAUCAUGUAGUCUUCUCCCUCUAGUUGCCAAGCCAAUUCUUAUUAUUUGUUAAAGUUCUCAGCCAAAAGCUGUUUCAAGCAAUACUAAUAAUACACAUAUGUCUUCCUUUUCUCCAAUAAGAGGAGGCGGCUGAUUCCGUCCAUCACUGGUGGAAGACUUUUGCCUGCAAGUUUCUCAACAAGAGUGCAGAGGCUGGGAGCUUUGAUUCUUUUCUCAUCAGCUGUACCAUGUUUUCGGAUUCUCUGCAUUUUCCAGUUUCAGGGGAUUUGGAGUAAGCUCGAGGGAAAGCUACGAGAAGCGUAAGGAGAAAAAGAAGAAAAGAAGCCAAGGAAGCAACAAGUGCUUUCGGCGUUUUGUUACAGUCACAGAGAAGAGAACCGUAACGCAGAGUGAUGAGUAGCAUAUUCAAGGGGUCGCCAUACCGGCGGCCGAAUGACGUGGAGGCCGGAAGCAGCCGCUCCGCCCACUCCGACAACGAAGACGAUGAGUUUUCUGCUGGUCCUUUUGACAUCACCAGUACUAAGAACGCUCCCAUCGACCGCCUCCGCGGGUGGAGGCAAGCUGCACUGGUGCUGAAUGCUUCUCGUCGAUUUAGAUAUACCUUGGACUUGAAAAAGGAAGAACAGAAGAAGCACAUUUUAAGAAAGAUCAGAGCACAUGCGCAAGCUAUACGAGCUGCAUAUCUUUUCAAACAAGCCGGUGAACGAGUAAAUGGGAUUGCAAUUCGACACCCACCUGCUGGCGGUGAUUUUGGAAUUGGACCAGACGAACUUGCUUCAGUGACUAGGGAUCACAAUCUUAAUUUUCUGCAGGAAUAUGGAGGGGUUACUGAGCUGGCAGAGUGGCUGAAAACAAAUUUGGAGAAAGGGGUUCAUGGAGAUGACACUGAUUUACUGCAACGGAGGAAUGCAUUUGGUUCAAACACAUACCCUCGGAAAAAAGGAAGAAGUUUUUGGAGGUUUGCCUGGGAAGCUUGCCAAGAUCUUACUCUGAUAAUUUUGGUGGUAGCUGCUGUAGCUUCUCUGGCUUUGGGGAUAAAGACAGAGGGUCCCGAGGAAGGCUGGUAUGAUGGGGGUAGCAUAGCAUUUGCAGUUAUACUUGUUAUUGUUGUGACAGCUAUUAGUGACUAUAAACAAUCUCUUCAGUUCCAAAAACUAGAUGAGGAGAAGAGAAACAUACAUUUGGAGGUUGUUAGAGGAGGUAGAAGAGUUGAAAUUUCGAUAUAUGAUAUUGUUGUUGGUGAUGUUGUACCCCUCAACAUUGGUGAUCAGGUCCCUGCUGAUGGAAUUUUAAUCUCUGGUCACUCUCUGGCAAUAGAUGAAUCUAGCAUGACUGGAGAAAGUGAUAUUGUUCACAAAGAUACCAAGCAACCAUUUUUAAUGUCUGGCUGCAAAGUGGCAGAUGGAAGUGGCAUUAUGCUGGUAACUGGGGUCGGGGUUAAUACUGAAUGGGGUUUGCUCAUGGCUAGUCUGUCAGAAGACACUGGUGAAGAAACGCCCUUGCAGGUACGUUUGAAUGGAGUUGCGACUUUCAUCGGUUUUGUUGGACUCAGUGUAGCUUUUGCAGUCUUGGUUGUCCUUUUAGUUAGGUACUUCACUGGUCAUACCAUAGACGAAAGUGGAAAAAAGCAGUUUGUUGCGGGCAAGACUAGUGGGGGCGAUGCUGUAGAUGGAGCCAUUAAGAUUAUCACUGUUGCAGUUACUAUUGUGGUUGUUGCGGUGCCUGAAGGGCUUCCAUUAGCUGUCACAUUAACCCUUGCUUACUCAAUGAAAAAAAUGAUGGCAGAUAAAGCUCUGGUGCGCAGGCUUUCUGCCUGUGAGACAAUGGGUUCUGCCACAACAAUUUGCAGUGAUAAGACUGGAACCUUAACUUUGAAUCAGAUGACAGUGGUUGAAGCGUAUGUUGGUGGGAGAAAAAUUGAUCCUCCAGAUAGCAGCUCAGAGUUACCUGAUAUGCUGACCUCAUUACUUAUUGAAGGUGUUGCAGUGAAUGCAAAUGGCAGUGUCUUUACCCCGGAGGGAGGUGGAGAUGUAGAGGUUUCUGGAUCACCAACAGAAAAAGCAAUUCUUAAUUGGGCAAUCAAGCUUGGUAUGAAUUUUGAUGCUGUCAGGUCAGGAUCUUCAAUUGUUCAUGUAUUCCCUUUCAACUCGGAGAAAAAACGAGGCGGUGUUGCAAUACGAUUGCCGGACUCCAAAGUUCAUAUUCACUGGAAAGGGGCUGCUGAAAUAGUGUUGGCUGCAUGCUCUUGGUACCUUGACACUGAUGAUGGUGUUGUAGCUAUGGAUGAAGAAAAGGUGGCCUUUUUUGAAAAGGCGAUUGAAAGUAUGGCUGUUGGUAGUUUGCGUUGUGUUGCUAUUGCGUACAGAUCAUAUGAAAGUGAAAAGGUUCCAACUAAUGAAGAAGAGCUUGCUCGAUGGGCUUUACCUGAUGAUGACCUUGUUUUACUGGCUAUUGUUGGUCUAAAGGACCCUUGUCGGCCAGGUGUCCAAGAUUCAGUGCAAUUAUGCCAAAAGGCUGGUGUAAAGGUACGCAUGGUCACUGGUGACAACCUUAAGACAGCAAAGGCAAUUGCUUUAGAAUGUGGGAUACUACAUUCAGAUGCAGAUUCUUCUGAGCCUAAUCUCAUUGAGGGUAAAGCUUUUCGUGCACUAUCUGAUACGCAAAGGGAAGAAGUUGCUGAGAAAAUAUCUGUGAUGGGCCGAUCAACACCCAACGAUAAACUUCUACUUGUGCAAGCGUUGAGAAAGAGGGGACAUGUUGUUGCUGUAACUGGAGAUGGCACCAAUGAUGCUCCAGCUCUACAUGAGGCCGACAUUGGUCUUGCAAUGGGUAUUCAAGGGACAGAAGUUGCAAAAGAGAAUUCAGAUAUCAUCAUCUUGGAUGACAAUUUUGCUUCAGUUGUGAAGGUCGUCCGAUGGGGUAGAUCUGUAUAUGCAAAUAUCCAAAAGUUCAUCCAGUUUCAACUUACAGUUAAUGUUGCAGCUCUUGUUAUAAAUGUUGUAGCUGCAGUUUCAUCUGGUGAUGUCCCACUGAAUGCGGUCCAGCUUUUGUGGGUUAAUCUUAUCAUGGAUACUCUUGGAGCAUUGGCAUUGGCUACUGAACCACCAACAGACCACCUGAUGCACCGUCCCCCUGUUGGUCGAAGGGAACCUCUUAUAACUAAUAUCAUGUGGAGGAACUUGGUUAUACAGGCUGUAUAUCAAGUGAGUGUUCUGCUUGUUCUCAAUUUCCAAGGCAAGAAGAUAUUGCAUCUGGAUCAUCAGAGUAGAGAACAUGCUAGCAAAGUGAAGAAUACAGUUAUUUUCAAUGCAUUUGUCCUGUGUCAAAUCUUUAAUGAGUUCAAUGCUCGGAAGCCAGAUGAAAUGAACAUUUUCAAAGGACUUAGUAGAAAUUAUCUCUUUAUUGGAAUAGUGGCAAUAACUGUUGUACUUCAGGUUGUUAUUGUCGAGUUUCUGGGGAAGUUUGCUAAAACUGUGCAGCUUAACUGGAAGCUGUGGCUGGUAUCAGUUGCUAUUGGGUUUGUCGGUUGGCCCCUUGCGCUCCUUGGGAAGCUGAUACCUGUUCCGGAAACUCCUGUCAGUAAGUUCUUUUCAAGAAAGUAUUAUGGUCGGAAAAAUCGAAGUAAUCGAGAGAAAGCAUGAUGGCUCACAUCAUUAAAGACAUUGGCACUAACACUGUCUAUACGUUUACUGAUUUGCUUGCCAUAUCUCGUAUUUUCUGGUGAAAAUAUCAACACAAAUCUCAGUAUAGUUUUUGGAGAAUUCCAAGGCAAACCUAGUUGGAAGUGUUUUGGAUUCUUCUUCUUUAGAGUAGCGUUGUAUACAUACGUUAACAUGAUCGCACAUCAGUUAAGAGGUGGGGGUGCCACACUGCAUCUGUUUAUUGAUAUAAAUUCUUUCUUUUGGACUCAGGUAGGGAAUUUGUCCCAAUUAUGUGUAUCUUCUUUGGGAUUUUGUGACAUACGUGUCGAGUAAAUUACAAAAGGUCACCUCAUACAAUCUGGCAGUUAAAACA